Messenger RNA from Xenopus tropicalis (tropical clawed frog), 4159 nucleotides. RefSeq lists its product as uncharacterized. NCBI's taxonomy places the organism in Eukaryota, Metazoa, Chordata, Amphibia, Anura, Pipidae. The coding region runs from base 1479 to 2396 and encodes 305 amino acids. The record is from RefSeq and is a predicted model, not a curated record. The transcript is spliced from 2 exons.
GUGAUGUGGUAUUGGAGUACCCUUACGCUGAGGCCCAGGAGGGCUUGAGAUGGGUCGCCAAUCGAACUAUUGUGCCUCCCUUAAGCGAGUGUUGGGCACGCUGGUAAGUAUCCUGGAAGUUGCCGCAUGACACUGGCGAUGACGUCACUAACUCGUGCCGCGCUGUGUAGGUGGAACGCAGACGCGAGGCAGAUGGAACGUAUAGAGCAGUGGAACGCAGGGUGUCACAUCCGGAAGGCUGGUUCUUAGGCCGGCGGUAAUGGCGGCAUGUAGCCGCUCCCGGGUCUACUUCUGCUGCAAGUACACAAGUGAAGCGCUCCAUCUCUGCAUGUAAGUACGCAUCUUUAUGAUGCUGUUAGAUAUUGUUCUUUUGUAUCUGACACGGAGGCUCUCUUUUUAUUAUUGUUUCAGCAAUGGCUGACCCUGCUCCAGAGAAAGUGGAAAAAGGGAAAACUAAAGAAAAGACUAAAUGUAAAGAGUUUGAGUCCCCUAAAGGGGAAAAAGGAGUUAAAAAAAGCCAUCUUUAAUCUCCUGCUUGGGCUGUGAAGUCAAAUUCAGUUCCUUAGAAGCGGAAAAGUUAUGUUGUACCUGUAAAGAAAAGCUCAAAAACCCUAUUAACCCCUCAGGUGGUGCUGAUGAGUUUGUAUCCUGGAUGAAGGGGGCUAUGCUUCAGGCAUUUGAAUCAUUCAAUCAGCAGAAGCCUAAAGAAUCUCUGCAAGCUGAUGGGUCUCUUUAUGAAGAUCUUUAUGAAGGUCUUCUGAUUCUUCCCUUGGGGAAGGAACUUCAAAGUGUAAAUUUGAUUCUGACUCUGAGGAAGGAGAAAUUUCAGAUUUGGAGGAAUUUUUUCCUGUAGAUGACAUCUACAGGCUGGAAGAGUCUUCUGAGCCUCCCAAAAAAUCAAGUAAAUUAUUUGCUAACAUAGGUAAACGCAAAGCAUCUUUUCCAGUUGAUGAGGUUAUUAAAAAUAAAAUCCUAAAUCAGUGGGCAAUAUUGGAUAGAAAAUGGGGCCUGCAAAAGAAAUUUAAUUUACUUUUUCCCUUUGAUGUUUGAUGAAGAUGCAAAGUUUUGGGAUACAGCUCCUAAACUAGAUCCUCCAGUACUGGCCUCAAGGAUAGAAAGGCAGAAGGAGCUUUAAGGAAGGCUUAACUGGCAGCCGCAGCUGGGUUUAAACCAGUAAUAGCAGCAGCAUCAUUAGCUUGGUCACUAAAAGUUUGGAUUAUGCAGUUAGAGAAGGCCUUAAAGAAAGGUAUUUCAAGAGAAAAUCUUUUAUCGGAUCUUCCCAUGUUGAUGUCUGCAUCAGACUUCUUAACCGAAGCAGCCUUAGCCUCAGUUGAUAUAUUGACAAAAACAACUUCUUUUACCACUACUGCUAGAAGAGCUUUAUGGCUAAAACCUUGGAGAGCUGAUAAUGCAUCUAAAAAUCGUCUUCUUAACCUACCCCUUUUAAAGGGGAAAAACUUUUUGGAUCAGAACUCGAAAUGCUAGUGGAGAAAAAGUCAGAUGAUAAGGUGAGAAGUCUACCUCAGGAUAAAAGAUCUUUUAAGCGUCCUUUUUUUCGAGGCUCAAGAACCUCUUAUGGAUUUAGACAAGACUGGAAAACCAGAAAAACGUCUAAAGAUAGAACCUUUGGACAGUCCAAAAGAAAAAACUUCAAACUACAAUACAAAACAUCAGAAGUUUUUCUCUCUAACAGCUGGACAGGGGGAAGAGGCAGUAGAUGCUAUGGCCCCACCAUGGCACUUCACCCGAGCUUAUGUGUUUUCACCAAUUCCAAUGAUGGCAAGAGUGGUCAAGAAAAUUGCUCUUUGUUCUUUGGAAGUAAUUCUGAUUGCUCCCGCCUGGCCCAGGAGAAAUUGGUACUCCGAUCUCCUCCAAUUAUCUAUAAGUCCACCUUGGCAUCUCCUAGUAAAGGAGAAUCUUCUCUCCCAAGGUCUAAUUCCAGCAGCCUUAAAUCUCACAGCUUGGAGACUGAAAGGGAUGUAAUGAGAUCACAGGGAGUUUCUUCUCCAGUUAUUGAGAUCCUAUUACAAAGUAGAAAGAAGAGUUCAUCCUUUUCGGAGAUCACACCUGUUAUCUCUUUUUGUGGCAUUAACAAGGGCAAAGUCGCUUCAAAAAUUGCCAUUGCCAAGUGGAUAAAGCUUGCAAUUUCUAUUGCAUAUUCUUCUUCAGAAAGACCAGUUCCAGUGGAUCUCAGAGCACAUUCUACAAGGGCAGUGUCAGCCUCACAGGCAGAACUUGGAGGUGUUUCAGUGGACCAAAUAUGCAGGACAGCUUCGUGGGCAAGUUUCAAGACUUUUGCAGAACAUUACGGUGUAAAUAUGAGUACUCCCGGGAAAGUGGCUUUUGCAAAUACAGUUCUCCUCUCUGGUUGUAAAGUCCCCCCCCCCCCCCCUUGAUUACUGCUACUCUCUAAGUAAGUGCUGCCAAGGGACGUGUGGGAAACAAAGAAUUUAUACUCACGUAAAUUCCUUUUCCCUCAUUCCCGAAGGCAGCACAAUAUCCCUCCCUUAGUAAAUAUUUAACAGCAUUGUGUGAUGUUGUGUUUAUUGCUUGAGAAAUCAUUGAAGGUUGGUGUAGGGAAGAGGGUUUUAUGGGUAAAGGGGGCGGAAUAAUUUAUUGGAGUAGGUGGUGUUUUUCCUACCCUAGGUAUGACAUCUCUCUAUUAAGUGAUAAGUGCUGCCUUCGGGACUGAGGGAAAAGGAAUUUACGUGAGUAUAAAUUCUUUGUUUCGCUGCCGCCUGAGGCGAGUUUCCCUGAUGACCUCUGCCGUGGCAAAUGUGAACAAAGAAAAUAUGUUUUGCUUUCAUUUAAAGCACAGCCUUUUCAAAUGAAACAAAUCUAUUAGUUAAUUGAUAUACAAAUUUGAAUUAAAGCAAUACCACUGGCAUCCUGUGAAACUGCUGCACUGACACAUCUACUUAAUGUUAGGAGGGUCUUAUAACACAGAACAAACAUUGUUUUAGUUUUAAUAGCUGAAGUGUCAGCAAUGAAAAUGUCUAUGCAUUUUCAUUUUGUUGUCUCUAUAUGCCACAUACUUUAGCAAUCCUAUGCAUAAUGGGCAUUAUACUUUUAAGAUGGCCCUUAGCAUCUUGAUGACAUGAUGCUGUAAAUGGCAUGCAUUUGGGUGAUUUAUAGACAUGAAAUAAAACCUGCUAGUUUUAGCAGCUUUGCAGGAUGAGAGACACUUGCCCUUCUGAAUGUCAGAGUGUACUUUCCAAAAAUAUGGUUUUUAGGGGUAAACGUAAUGUAUGCUUGUAUCUAAUGUGGUGCUCUGUAUAUGUCAGUCCAUAUUUAGUAUUGCUGGGCUCAGGGCUUUUCAAAUGAUUGUGCCUGUAAUAAAACUUAUUUCUGAUAUAUUACUCUAUGAGUGGAUAGAAGGAUCAGAGAUUCUGUUCUGGAAUUCUUUUCAAUACUUUUACAUUGAUAGCCAGCUUAAAGGGAAAGUUCACCUUAAAAUUAAGGUUUAGUAUGAUGCACAAUAGACUGCUAAAAAGUCUAAACACUGCAUUUGGAUUUCAUUCUUUAUCUGUUAUAUGUUUAAUUAAUCUUGCAUGAGUAAUCACAACAUGUCAGACCUAGCUAUUUUUUACAUAUAACAAAUUUUGAAAAGGUUUGUACUUUUAUUUUAAGCAGCAAUAAAAAGACACAGAAAACUACACAGUGGGGUUGGGCAAACUCUUAGCACUCUUCUAAAAAGUUACAACUUUUUUCUUUGUCCUGCAUAAUUUAUUUUAGCUUUCAUUUGGAAUGAUAAGUAUACUGGGGCCAUUAUACCUGCAGUUGGUGCUAAGCCUCAUUAAUCAUCUUUUGUAAAUCAUCUUUUGUACCUGUCUGCCAUUCAAACCACUACCUGGUAGUAGUGUAAGUCAGACCCUAGUAUCAGGAAAGUUGUGAAAAAACUGUGCAAAGUGCAAACACCACAAAAAGGUACAUCAUACUAACACCAUAAAAAAAUACUAAGGGGCAGAUUUACUAAAACUAGAAUUUUUCUGCCUUAAAACUCACAUAAACACAGAAAAUAAUAAUGGGAUUAACUUCCCCUUGAAAAUGUGUAAAAUAGAAAACAAUAUUCGGAUUAAUCUUCCCUUGAAAGUAUGUGAAAUAGAAAACAAUGAUGCAAUUAACUUCCCCUUGAAAAAUCUGUCAAGGACAGGCUGUC